This is a messenger RNA of Saccostrea echinata, 2542 nucleotides long. Its product is annotated as protein FAM114A2-like. The record is from RefSeq and is a predicted model, not a curated record. The transcript has 13 exons. NCBI's taxonomy places the organism in Eukaryota, Metazoa, Mollusca, Bivalvia, Ostreida, Ostreidae. Bases 119 to 2251 code for a protein of 710 amino acids.
UAUGUUGCUUUGAAGUUAGUGGAAAUACUGACGUGUCAAGUAUCAAAAUUAUUCCUAUACAUUUCUUGAGGAAAGGAAACUUAGCUUUGGUGGAGUCAAAGAUUCUGUUUAGAAGAAGAUGUCCGACUCCGAAGACGAUGCAGCCUUUGCCAGUGCUGAUGAAGGAGAGUCUGAUCCUCCCCUUACCAGCCAACCAAGCCCACUCCCAGAGAAAGUAAAGGCAACAGAGGAGGGGGGUAAGGCUAGCAAAGCAGCAGGGGAUGGAAAGAGUGAAGGCAAGACACUAAACGACAGUGACAAGAAAGAUGACACUAAAAAAAAUAGUGCUCCUAAAGCAAAGGAGAUAGUUAAGGCUGAGGUCCCACCAGUUAAAAAACAGGAAAAAAAAUCUAAGGGAGGAAAGGGAAAAAAGAAAAAAGGAAAGCAAACUAAAACAGAAACAGUGGUUAAAGAUUCAGGAAAAGAUUCUGAAAGUACCUCAGCAAAAUCUGCAGGUGAUUUGGAGUUACCUGAAAAGGAUAAGUCUAUACCUUUAGUGGCUACAGAACUGUCACAAGGAGAGCAGAAGCUGGAGAUUGAAAGCUCAGAAAUAAAGGAAAAAUUAACUUUAUCAGAACCCCCUGUUAGUAAAGCAGUACCACAUGAAAACAAAUCUCCAGAGAUUGAAGGAGGUACCAAUACAAAGAGUGAGAGCCAAAAAGAAAACAGUGUCACAGGGGAGGUAACAACAACUAAUGUGAAGUCAGAGGAACACCAGUCUGCUGGUAAAGAGGAACACCAAUCCACUGGUAAAGAGAGUCAAAAGACUGAGCAGGAAAAACACGAACCUAAGUCUAUUUUGGACAGGUUAACACAGUCAUCAAAGCAAAAGUCUGAAAGUUGGGGUUCAUGGGGAAAUUGGGGAUCAUCUAUAAUGAAUGUUGCAUCUACCUCCGUAUCAACAUUCAGCAACCAGCUGGGUGAAGGAUUUACAACGAUUAUGGAUAGCAUGGAAACAGCAUUAGGAGCGCCACCUGUUGAAGAACUGUUGGAAGAGAAGGGACCAAACUCUCCUCCAGACACAGUGAAAAUGGAAAGACAAGAAAAACAGGAUGAAACACCAACUCCCCUAGAAACUGGAAAAACAAAGAAAGCACCUGCUGUAGAGGAGGAUAAGCCACCAACAGAACCUGCAUCAUCAGCCAGUGCUGCCAGUGGUAAAAGUGGAUGGUGGUCAGGCUGGGGCAUGUCUAAUCUGUCUAACCUCUCCUCAGUGGUUCAUAACACAACAAAUAUGGUUCAGAAGUCAGUCCAGAAUACCAGUAAUAUGGUUCAGAAAUCUAGUAAGACGUUGGUAACUGGGGGACUGGAUGUGUUGGAAACAAUAGGAAAGAAAACAUUUGAGGUGAUAAAAGAUCAUGACCCUGGACUGAGCAAGACACGAGAGUUUUUAUUUGAUAAGCGUGAUAAGCCCAGUCUUUCCCAGAUUUUACGCGAGGCCCAGAAGGAGGAAGAAAAUAAAAUAGAAAAAAAGAAAGAAGAAGAUGAGGCCAGACUUACUAACUUUAAGGCCAUGUUUGAGGAUGAUCAAGGUUAUGCCCACCUGGAAGCCUUGGAGAUGCUCUCCAAUAUGUGUGAGAAGACAGUGCAUUCUUUGUUAGAGGACAUGUCAGAUCGUAAGCUGGACUCCAUCAAAGCUGAGCUGAUCCGCAUCAAACAGGUGUUUGAAAGAAUGCAAGAAGAAAAUGAUGAUGAUGAUGAUAAUGAAGACAAAGAACAUGACUUUGGAAAGUUAGUAGCAGAACAUCUGUCAGAAAUUCAUCUCGGGACCACUCCUGAUAAACUCAAUAAGACACAAGAAAAUAUUCGAGAAACUAUUGGCAAAUAUUUUGCCUCAGAGGACAAAAUAUCAGUCAAGGAAAUUCACCAAGCUGCCAUUCAGGCAUUAGCUGAGUUUACGUCAAAAUCUUUGGAACAGUUCCAUAAGGCUGGUGAGCUCAUAAUCCUACAGCGAGACACCAGCAAACACUGUGAAAGCAGGGCUCAUAGCUUAGAGAGAUUGGCCAAAGUAUUGAGCACGGAAGUUGGUAUUAUAGCUACAAAGUUUUGUCACUGCUUAAAUAAACUAGAUGAGAAUGAAAAUCCAGAUAUCACAUCAGUGGUAACCAACAUAUACUUGGAGGCCUCCAACAGCACAAUGUAUAUACAGGAUGCCCUUCAGCUUCUGUUACCAUGCCUACAACAAUCAGCAAUACAGAGGUCACUGACAUAGCAAAAAAACUGUGAGGGAGAGAGAGGGAGAGAACGUGGGUAGGGGAAGUGACAUUCUAUAGUCAACCAAAAGGCAAGAAACAGGAAGGGGAGGGGCAAUGAAACAAAAGACAUUCUUCAGAAGUUUUCGAAUGGGGAACAGUGGAAAAAGAACAUUCUACAUGUACAUUGGAGCAGUUAUGAUGAAUCAUAUACAUAAAUCCAGAAAUAUUGUCAGGAAAUUGGCAAUAAUCUUUGUGAAUAACACUCAAUUUGCAAGAAAUAUAAUUUGUAAAUAAAGGUAUUAAAUUAU